This is a messenger RNA of Gordionus sp. m RMFG-2023, 934 nucleotides long. RefSeq names its product phospholipid scramblase 1-like. The record is from RefSeq and is a predicted model, not a curated record. NCBI's taxonomy places the organism in Eukaryota, Metazoa, Nematomorpha, Gordioida, Chordodea, Parachordodidae. Gene Ontology annotation, cellular component: plasma membrane. Bases 34 to 690 code for a protein of 218 amino acids. Gene Ontology annotation, molecular function: phospholipid scramblase activity. Gene Ontology annotation, biological process: plasma membrane phospholipid scrambling. The transcript has 6 exons.
AUUUUAUAAGUUGGGUUUUCAAUUUUUAAAAUUAUGACAAACAUUCCUCAUUACUCGAUCAAUGAUUUAUGUAAUGUAACCUCCCUUUUAAUUAAACAAAAGGUUAAAAGUAUUGAAGUUAUUUUAGGUGUUGAAGUUGAAAACAAAUAUCACGUGUUUGAUAAUUUCGGAAGAUUAUUAUUCUUAGCCUUCGAAAGGUCCAAUUUCUGGGCCAGAAAUUGCUUAGGUUCUCAACGGGCUUUCGAAAUCUUUGUCACGAAUCCGCUGAGCGCUGUAUGCUUUGUAUGCGAGCGAGAAUACACUUGCUGUUGUGCCGAAACUGUAACCGUCAAAUCUCCGUUUCAACAACCUAUAGCAACGGUUGAUCGAAAUUUUCCUCCCAUAUGUAAACCCGAUUUUACCGUUAAGGAUGCCCUGAAUAAACCGAUCUUAAAAAUAAGGGGACCCGUGAUAACUUCUUCUAUAUUCGGCGGGGACGUUGUUUUCAAAAUUUUUUCCGCCGCCGCACCCUCCGUUCAGAUCGGGAAGAUAACAAAAAAAUAUUCCGGAUUUUUCAAGGAGGCCUUCACGGACGCCGAUAAUUUUUCGAUAGAAAUGCCCUUCGAUUUGGACGUUCGAUUCAAAGCUGCCCUCCUGGGCGCUACCUUUUUGAUCGAUUUCGUGUUUUACGAAAGCGAACGACAGCGAUAAAAUUUCAUCGAAAAAUUGGAAUAAUUUACCUAAUGAUUGCCAAUAUUAAAUAACUAAUGUUUAAAAAAAAAUUUGUAUAUUUCAUCAUUUUUAUUAACACAAGAAUUUGGAUCAUAUUAUAUUUAUAUUACAUUUUAAAUUAUCAAUUUAAAGAAUUAUAUACAUACAAUUUAUAUUUACAAAACAUUUAUAAUUCCUGAUCAAACAUUUAUGCUUUUUUUAUAAAGCUACUGUGAUUAUUUAU